Molecule: messenger RNA, 844 nt
Organism: Bradysia coprophila
Lineage: Eukaryota; Metazoa; Arthropoda; Insecta; Diptera; Sciaridae
Source: RefSeq, a predicted model, not a curated record
GAUUAAUUGCGAAAAAAAAAUUGCGUUCAAGAAAAAUGGAUGGGAACGGGAGGCGUGUGGUCAUCAUCUCUGAACGAGAAACGAAAAGUACGUCGGACACGUGAACGGAAAUGUCGAUCCAAUGCGAGCAAUUCAUUUGCGUCAAUACCCAACAAUCCAGGCUUUUAUGGCCCCAGUAACCAGCACGUCCGAUACGAAGAACGAGAGUAUGAUUUUGGUGCUGCGACUGCAAGCAACUCUCGUCAGAACCAGUCAGCGAACAAUUACCAUCCGCCCAUUCAUGGAGGUCCCAGCAACCAGCACAAUCUAUAAGAAGGACGAAUUAAUUAUGGCUGUGGCAGUCCGGCGUCUCCCAACGCAAUUUCGCCUGGCUGGAUCAAAUUAUAAUGAAGCGACGGGUGGAGGAGCAUGUCAUCAGACUACUUCAGGUGAAACCUCUGACGAGAAUUCUAAAAGCGAAGCACUCAUUGAUGACACUUCAAAGAUUGAGUAUGCCAAAUUAAAGAAACGCAUCGUAGAUGCUUAUAAGGGAAAAACACCAACACUUUUUUCAGAGAACUCAGCUCUUUUUUAUAAAGAUGACUGGCUACAGGUUUUUUACAUUUGUUCGAACGGCUUGAAAUUGUACCAAAGUAAGAUGUUUUGCCCGAUUUGUUUCAAAAGUUUGACCCCACAAAACCGACAUGAUGCUAGAACCGUACCUCAAUGGGAUGUGAACGGAGUAAAACUUCACCUGGAGAAACUUCAUUCCGAAAACGUAAUUGUUGGUGAAGGUGAGACCAUAAAUGCUAUUUUCAUUAUAUUUUCCAUUGCACUUACAUUACGGAACAAGACAAAAUAUUAA